This is a messenger RNA of Anolis carolinensis (green anole), 4179 nucleotides long. RefSeq names its product adhesion molecule with Ig like domain 2 (gene amigo2). The transcript has 2 exons. Bases 324 to 1880 code for a protein of 518 amino acids. Gene Ontology annotation, molecular function: protein binding. NCBI's taxonomy places the organism in Eukaryota, Metazoa, Chordata, Lepidosauria, Squamata, Anolidae. Gene Ontology annotation, cellular component: membrane. Gene Ontology annotation, biological process: brain development. The record is from RefSeq and is a predicted model, not a curated record.
AGGAGGAAGAGGGCGGGGAGGGAGCAUAAAAACCCGCCCGCCGCCCUCCUGGCUGUCCCGGGCGAUGCUUCCAAUCCCGAGGCGAGAGGCGUGCCAAUCCUCCUUCGAGAGGUGGGCGGCGGUAGCGAGGCGCUCCAAACUUCCAGCAUCGCCGGGGCAAAGCAGGAGCAAAGCGGGAGCAUGCACGGCGGAGGCAGCGGCGCCCACGCGGGAGGCUUUCCACGCGCCCUGCCAUGAGGCCUCGGCAUCCCAGUGACUGGUACAAACCUACCUACAUGUAUAGAGUGUGGCAAAGAACACUGGAAGGUGGCUAAAAGUCAGUCAUGUCUCCAGUUUGGCAUACCAUUUCAACUCUUAAUGUGAACUACAAGCAACUGGCAUGCCUUUUGGUCUUCACCAUAAAUAUGUGUCUAAGUGCCCCUGGGAUGUGUCCUUCAGCUUGCAUUUGUGCUAGUGACAUUGUAAGCUGCACCAGCAAGAACCUUUCCAGAGUGCCGUCAACACUCUUCAAGCACAUAAAAAGACUGGAUCUCAGCCACAACCGCAUUGGGAUUUUGGAUCAUGACUGGAUGCCCGUCCUGCUUGAGAAGAUGACCACCCUCAUUCUCAGUCAUAACAGCAUCACCUUGAUUUCUCCAGGAAGCUUUUCUAUGAUGACAAAUGUGAAGUACCUAGACCUGUCAUCCAACAACCUGAGGUCAUUGGGCAGUCCUGUCUUCCAGGAACUGCAAGUGCUAGAGGUACUGCUGCUUUAUAACAAUCAUAUUGCACAGGUUGAUUCGGCUGCUUUUGGAGGGAUCCACAAACUGCAGAAACUCUAUUUGAGCUACAACGCUCUCACUCACUUCCCAAUAGAUUUGUACAUUGGGAAGUAUAAACUUACUGAACUUGUGCUCUUAGACAUUUCUUACAAUCGAAUCCAGUCAAUACCUAUUAACUACAUGCGCUUAGUGCCAGCCAGGCAUCUGAGUGGAAUUUACCUUCAUGGGAAUCCAUUUUAUUGUGACUGUGCUCUUUACUCCAUGCUAAGCUUCUGGUACCUUCGACACUUUAGCUCUGUGGAGGAUUUCAAAGCUGAGUAUACAUGUGUUCUGAGGUCAGACCACAAAACGGCCAACAAACUGCCUUUAUUGCAUGACAACUAUUUGAAUUGCUCAGAAAGCACCAUCAAUGGCUCUUUCCAUGCAUUUGGAUUCAUUCAUGAAGCCCAACUUGGAGAGAGGUUAAUAGUGCCAUGUGACACGAAAAUUAGUGAUGCGGGCACCAAGUUCAUCUGGAUCAGUCCAAACAAUCAAUCUCUGGAGCCUGACGUGACCACUGAACACUUCAGAGUGUUUCAAAAUGGGAGUCUGGAGAUAGACGAGGCCCAAUAUGAGGAUGCUGGACUUUAUUCCUGCAUUGCAAUAAACAAGAAAAGACUCUUGAAUGAGACGAUUGAGGUGAGGAUAAAUGUAAGCAAUUUCACCGUGGACAGGUCGCACUCAUAUGAGACAUUUAACACUGCUUUUACUACACUCGCAGCUUGUAUAGCCAGUAUUAUUUUGGUACUUGUUUACCUCUACCUGACACCAUGCCCUUGCCGAUGUAAGUCGCAGAGGAAAAAAAGACAGCUGGACCAAAGUAACAUGCCUCAUGCCUCUAUAUUGACCACCAAUUCACCCCUUGAACUUUCAGGCGAUGAAAAGAAAGCAAGCAGUGGCAAAAGGGUUGUAUUUCUUGAACCUGUGAAGGAGCCAAAGCCAGGACAGAAUGGGAAAAUAAAGAUGUUUCCCAAUGAGAACCUCAUUGCGGAAAGUAUCCUAAAAAACCCUCGAACCAAAUCCGAAUCCGAUUCUGUGAAUUCGGUGUUUUCAGACACACCUUUCAUGACAUCUUCCUAGUUUCCUGCCUGUAUUCAUGUCAUGCGGUGAACUCAGAAGCUUCCCUGCAUUUAGCUACUCUUAAAAAAAAAAAAAGGAUGGUGGGUUUUUAAGAAACAAAUGUCAAGGUGUGAAAUGAAAAGUGACUGUAAUUAUGCUCAGGUUUUUUUCCUCUCAAAGUGACGGGUGAGAACAUAACCACUAAUCUGUAAGAGUGGUGCUAAAUCUGGGAAGGAGCCCAUUGCUACAUGACUGUUGCCGCUCUCCAAUAUAAAGCAGUUGCAUUGUGGUAUACACUGCUUUUAUUUUAGUCUUUCUGCUUAAAGGAGGGUAAGGGGGUCACAUUUGUGCACUGCUCCCAUUCAUGAAAGUGUCAGAAAACUUUCCAUCCAAUUCGAACAUUAGCUGCUCUCCCUGUCUAGAACUGGAAUUGUUAUAAUAUCAGGGAUUACAAAAGUAAUCAGGCUUCCUCCUGGAGUUUAGAAGUGAUGAGAUAAAUAGCCAUUUAUUCAGCUUCUGGUUUUUGCCUGGAAGCACUGCGCACAUUAAAAAUAAGAUGAAGUUAUACAAACCAGAAUAUUCCAAAAUAAGUUUUUACAUACAUUUUGAAAUGGGAUUUUGGGAAUAUUUCCCCUCUUUUGUAUCCUGGAAUAUUAAUAGCCAGAAAAUAAUAUACAAUUACUUGCUCUAAGAAAGCUUUUACUAAUUGUAAGCCUUGCCAGACAACGUUCUGCCCAAGGUUGUGACCAUUUAAGCCUCAACGGUUUAUAUUCUGAAAAGGAGAGUUCAUUUUGAUCCUGAAGCAGAGUGAUAUUAAACAGGUAUGGUUUACCUACCAGUACAAGGAUGAGAACAUUGCAUUUUUGGGAUUUCUAUCUUUCUUCAUCAUUCUUAAGGGGACAACAGCCAUGUUGGCUCUGGAAUGUGGCCUAGCCUGUCUGUUUGUACUGAAAUAUGUGUGUCAGUAUGUGUGUGAAUUGUGGCUUGCAUAGAAAAUACCUUGAGAAAUCAGAGUUAGUUUUGUAAGCAAAGCAGCCAGAAUUUGUACAAUUAGAUGUUUUUAAUAAGAACUAUUGCACUUUGAAUACUUAAGUUGAACUAAUGAGAGCCAUAAUGGAAACGGUCAAACCCAAAUUGACUAACCCUGCUGCAGCCUUUCCUCCCCAUUAUCAGCAAUGAAAUGGCUUGUGUGCCCGGACAUCCCUAGCAGACAGUGGAAGUUGGUUGCAUGCAAUUUACUGACUGCAGCCUUACUUAGUAGAUUUGAAACAAAUUCGGCUCAUUUUACCAGCAGCAUAAAAAUGGCAGUGAUUUCACAAAAAAAUGUGUUUUGUGGUUUUAAUACUGAAAGCAUAAUUGAGCUACUUAUCUCUGGACUGAUCCGCUCUGAAAGUGUUCCUUUCCUGUAAGAAGACUCAAAUUUUGUAGGAAUACGCUUUCAUGGUAAAAUGCAUUAACAGGCAUAUGUUUUAGCAUACUUUGUAUUACAAACUGAAAUACUGGUUUUUUGUUCCUGAAACAAAGUUCCCAGUGUGCUUAGUUUCGCUUCUACUAGUCACACUCCAAUCGAAGAGAUAUACAUUGCUACAGUGGCACUCAGAUUGGUGUGUUGCCAUGGCUUCAGAGGCAUCCUGCACUUAGAGGUAAGGAGGGGAGCUUGCCGUAAUGUGUUAUUUGUCAGUUACAGUUGUCGUACAGAGAGGUCUAUGCUAAAUAAUAAUCCUAUGAAGUAUGUGUGUCUCCAGAUUUUUUUUGUCCUACAAAUCCCAUCCACCCCAGGCAAUACAGCCAGUGGUGGGAGGUUUUGAGAGUGGCAGUCUAAUCUAAAUGACUAUGCCUUCCCCAGUCUUGACAUACAGUUCUGUAUGAUGGGCUUCAAGGAAUGAGGUUAGAACAACUUGGUUCUUGGUCUACCACAUUCCUCCUCCAUCCUCUCACUUGUGGAAGUUCCACAAGCCUUAGAUCCUGGAUCAUCACUGUUUCAACAGCCAUGCCUUGCUGAUGUCCACAAGUUUGAUUUCAUUCAAGCCCUUGAAGCUGAUACAGUAGUCCAAAUGAUCAAGGAUAUCCUGUUCAUAAACAUUUUAGGAUUAUUAUAAUAAAAAUGGCAACUCUCUGUAGUCAAUGUAGACCUGACUUCCAUUUUUUAGGUCCAGUUGUUCAUCUCUUACAAAUAAGAAGUGUUUCUCUCAUGGAGGUCUUAGUUAGCAGCUAACAUUAAGAGAUGCAAUAGGGCAGCUUACAGUUCUACCAUCUCUGCUCCUUGAGAUUCCAUGUGAUCUUCAUAUAGCUCUUGAUUAAUAAAGUAUCUUGAAAUAAA